UACCAGUUCACUGAUACGCAUAUAAAAGCGAGAGCAAUUGCUCCAAAAAGUACACUCGACAACCACAUCCAUUACAAACAUGUACUCCAAGGUCAUAGUCUUCCUGUGCGCGGCGAGUCUCGCGUCCGCUGGCCACCUCCUCGAGGCUGCAGCCCCUGUGGCAUACAGCUCAGCGCCCGCCGUCUCCUCCGUAUCAUUCUCCUCUCAAACCUCACAUGCUCCCGUCGCCACAUACGCCGCCGCUCCUGUAGUCGCUAAGGCCUACGCUGCCCCGGCCUACGCCACUUACGCCGCAGCUCCCGUCGUAGCUAAGAGCUACGCCGCUCCCGCCUACGCUACCUACGCAGCUGCCCCCGUCGUAACUAAGAGCUACGCUCCAUCAGUGUCUUACCAAUCCAUCUCAACUCACUCUUCUGACGUCGCGUACGCCAAGACCUACGCUGCACCCGCGGUCACCACCUAUGCUGCUACUCCCAUCGUAGCCAAGAGCUAUGCUGCUCCUGCUGUCGCGACCUACUCUGCUCCAGUGUACGCCAAGUCAAUUUCUCCAGCUGUCUCUUACUCCUCAUACUCCAGCCACUCUGCUCCACUCGCCUACGCCGCGGCUGCUCCCAUCGUCACCAAGACUUACGCUGCUCCUUCUUACUCCACAUACGCCGCUGCUCCCAUCGUGGCCAAGGCUGUUGCCCCAGCGGUAUCAUACUCUUCCUACUCGUCUCACUCCGCACCUGUGGCCUACGCCGCCGCUCCCAUCGUAGCUAAGUCCUACGCCGCCCCCGCUGUCGCUACUUACGCUGCUGCUCCCGUCCUCAAGUCUGCUGUGGCGUACUCUGCCGCCCCCGCUGUCGCUCACGUGUCGUACUCUAGUCUUGGAUCCAACUAUGGUUGGUAAAUACUUGGUUAUUAAUUUAUUUAUAGUAAAUAAUGUAAAUAAUCAUAUCAUGUAAAUAAGAAUGUGUAUUCGAAAAGAGAACGAAAUAAAAACAAAUAUUCAUA
Molecule: messenger RNA, 996 nt
Organism: Spodoptera litura
Lineage: Eukaryota; Metazoa; Arthropoda; Insecta; Lepidoptera; Noctuidae
Source: RefSeq, a predicted model, not a curated record